AUGUUCAAAGUCAUAUCGUUUGCCACUUUCAUUAUACUGGCAGUUAAUGUGAUUGCGGAGAAUCAUGAAGCCACCAUUAAUGUGCAUCAAGAUGCCUCUAGAAUGCAAGUAAGACCAAUGAAUCAUGCCAACCUACCUCAUAUGGCUGUUCGUCGCGAAACCCCAAAAAGGAAGAAAGGUAGGGUUAAUAAUGGCAUUUCUUCCUUUGUAAAGAAAGUUCUUGCUAUUUUUGGUUUCGUAAAGAAAGUUCUUGCCAUUUCUUGAUUUGUAAAGAAAGUUCUUGCCAUCUCUUGAUUUGUAAAGAAAGUUCUUGUCAUUUUUUGGUUUGUAAAGAAAGUUCUUGCCAUUUCUUGAUUUGUAAAGAAAGUUCUUGCCAUUUUUUGUUCUGUAAAGAAAGUUCUUGCUAUUUUUGGUUUUGUAAAGAAAGUUCUUGCCAUCUCUUGAUUUGUAAAGAAAGUUCUUGCCAUUUUUUGUUCUGUAAAGAAAGUUCUUGCUAUUUUUGGUUUCGUAAAGAAAGUUGUUGCCAUUUCUUGAUUUGUAAAGAAAGUUCUUGCCAUCUCUUGAUUUGUAAAGAAAGUUCUUGCCAUUUUUUGUUCUGUAAAGAAAGUUCUUGCUAUUUUUGGUUUCGUAAAGAAAGUUGUUGCCAUUUCUUGAUUUGUAAAGAAAGUUCUUGCCAUCUCUUGAUUUGUAAAGAAAGUUCUUGCCAUUUUUUGUUCUGUAAAGAAAGUUCUUGCUAUUUUUGGUUUUGUAAAGAAAGUUCUUGCAAUAUAUUGUUCUGUAAAGAAAGUUUUUGCCAUUUUAUGUUCUGUAAAGAAAGUUCUUGUCAUUUUUUGGUUUGUAAAGAAAGUUCUUGCUUUUUUUGGUUUUUAAAAAAAGCUUUUGCCAUUUUAAUUUAAAUGGUUCAGCCGAUAGCAACGUGUGCAGUUUCAACGAUAUGGACUAUAAACUGCAGUUCUUCUUCAAUUCCAAAACGAACCGUGUUCACUUUGACCUGACGUACAGCAACUUCCCUCAACAUUACGACCUUUGGACUGGUGUGGCGUUUGGAAAGUCAAUGGUAAGUUUUACGACUGUCUAAGGCAUUAUUAUGGUAGGAUAUAAUAGAGAAGGGCUUGGUAGGGUGAGGGUAAGAUAAGGAUUCACGAAGCACAGUAUGCCGUCAUACGGUAGAGUUGAGAUUGGUAAGACAUAAAGUAUAGUAGACAAUGUAGAGUAGAAUAUGCGGUAACUUUGCUUAUAUUAGGCCGUUCACAUAAUUCUGCGCCCCGUACCCUACAUAUUUGCUUUGAGAAGGGGCGUAGAACUAAGUGAACAACCAAAUUGUAAAAUUGGCUAUGGCAAGCUAAGGUUACGGUAGGUAAGCUAGAUUAACCUAGGAUAGGGAGGGCAGGGCACGACAGGGUAGGGUAGUAUACAAAAGGGUAUGGUAGGGUAGGUUACGGUAGAAAAAAGUAGUCAGGGUAUGGUAGGGUAGGGUAGGGUAGUUUACGAUAGGGUAUUGUAGGGUAGGUUACGGUAGAAAAAAGUAGUCAGGGUAUGGUAGGAUAGGAUAUGGUAGGGUAGAGUAGGGUAGGGUAGGGUAAGGUAGGGUAGGGUAGUGUAGGGUAGGGUAGGGUAGGGUAGGGUAGGGUAGGGUAGGGUAGGGUAGGGUAAGGUAGGGUAGGGUAAGGUAGGGUAGGGUAGAUUAGGGGUAGGGUAGGGUGUGGUAGGUUAGGGUAGGGUAAGGUAAUAAAAAGCAACUUUCGAUUUGUUGUUACCUAUAAAUAACCUUGAAAUUUGUGGUUUUUGUUGAAUGAUAAACAAUUUUUAUUUACUUUUUGCAAAAUGACCUUGAAAAAACAAUCGAAAUUUACUUCCAAAAAACCUAUUUUGAACUUGUAUAGCCUUUUUAUGGGUUUUAAUUGCAGUGUAACGUCUGAAAAUUUUUGAAUUUUUUUAAAUUUUUUAAUUUUAUUUAACAUGAUAAAACUGAAAAUUAUGGUUUUUUCAAGUUUCGUAAGUUCAAUAAAAUCUGUGACACUUCGUCAAAAAACCAAUAAUUUUUGUGGCAUUUCGUUAAAAGUGUUGAAAACUAUCUUUUAAUAGUAAAUAAUUAACAGUUUUGCGUUGAAAUUGACAAAAAGUUUCUUUACAAUUCGCAGUUCUACACAAAACUUUCAGUUCGGACUGGAUGCUGUGAUAGUACGAGUACUGGGCGGUCGUAUCAUCGUAUCAGACGAAUUUACUCGUGGCUACGGACCAUCGAUGGCUGAUCUAGUACAAGAUGUCAAAAUGGUCGGGGGAUCAAUUCAAAACGGCGUUUUAAGGGUCCAAUUCACAAAACCUGUGGAGACUGGUCAGCAAGGAUACGAUGCUUCGUUGGCUGGAUGUACAACAUGGCAGGUAGGGUUUACUUGGCAAAAACUUUGUUUACAGUACAAAAAAAAUUUUUUUUAAAAUUAUUUUUUUGUAAAAUGGCCAUAAACGACAUAUAAAGUUAAAAAAGGCACUUUAAAGAAAUGGAAGUUGUGUGGAAGAUUUGUAAUGUAAUUUGCACUGAAAAUCUUCCACCAAACUUUCAUUUUUAAAAAUGUCUUAAAAUGCCUUAAAAACGCAUUUUUAUCACUUUUUAAAAUUGGAAGUAACGUGGAAGAUUUCUAAUUUAUUUUGCACUGAAAAACUUCCACUAAACUUCCACUCACCAAAACUCACCAAAACCCAAUAAAAAUCGAAUUUUUAGUUCAUUACUGGUCUAAGCUUAGCAUCACCUAACCAUGUGUCAAAACAUACCCGGUUCCCAAUUCGACAAGAGGUCUGUCUGGACAGAUGUACUCAAUAA
Molecule: messenger RNA, 2818 nt
Organism: Bursaphelenchus okinawaensis
Lineage: Eukaryota; Metazoa; Nematoda; Chromadorea; Rhabditida; Aphelenchoididae
Source: the annotation of a GenBank genome assembly